Molecule: messenger RNA, 3812 nt
Organism: Thalassophryne amazonica
Lineage: Eukaryota; Metazoa; Chordata; Actinopteri; Batrachoidiformes; Batrachoididae
Gene: cmtr1
Product: cap methyltransferase 1
Exons: 25
Coding region: 281-2761 (826 amino acids)
Biological process (GO): 7-methylguanosine mRNA capping
Cellular component (GO): cytoplasm; nucleus
Molecular function (GO): nucleic acid binding; protein binding; methyltransferase cap1 activity
Source: RefSeq, a predicted model, not a curated record
UUAUUACGUCUCUUCAUUUGCGGAAGGACCCCUAAAAGCUAAACAGAAUUCGGGCUAAUGUAAACUUCACAAUAUAACGGUCGUGUUGUGAAAGUUUUCAUGUAAAUAAGACUCGAUCUGUGACAUGACGAUACGUAUGAGGAGUUUAUUUCGUGUCGAUGCAGUCUCGUCACAGGAAAGUGAAGUUUUCCUUUUGCGCUGAAAAACACACUCUGGAUUGUGGAAUGGGCCAAUUGUUUUGUAACUGAUUAGUGGCUGCUUCUAAAUAACAGGAGUCAUAAUGAAGAGGAGAAUCGAUGCACCGUUGUCACCAUUAUUGGCUCCAAAGAAACGCUGUGAUGACAGCAGCUCGGACGAGUCACACGUGCUUCCAUCCAGACAGGACUCGAGCCAAAAUGAAUCCCAGAGUGACCUUGAAGAUCACAGACCAGGCUUCUCAGUUCCCUCUUUAUCUUUUGAUGGGCAACACACAGAUGGCCCCACACAGACCGCCACCUUCUCCUUGUAUAACAGCGUGUCAAAGAAGCUCAUGGCCAAGAUGGGCUACUGUGAAGGUAAGGGUCUAGGGAAGUUCAACCAAGGUCGAAAAGAGAUUGUGGAGGCAUCUACACAGCGAGGAAGGCGAGGUCUCGGCCUAACACUUCAGGGUUUCCAAAAGGAGCUCAAUGUUAACUGGCAAGAUGAACCUGAGCCAAGUGCUGUCGAGAAAGUCGAGUGGUUUCCAGAAUGUACCACAGAGAUCCCGGAUGCUAAUGAGCUAAAGGACUGGAUGGCUGUGGGGCCGAGUAAAGUAAAUAUUGAAGAUGAGACAGAGUUUUGUACUGAAGAUCUCUUGCACACUCUUCUCAAGUGCAAGACAGCUUUUGAUGACCUGGAUGGUGAGGAAAUGAGGAGAGCACGAACACGUUCUAACCCUUAUGAGACAAUUAGAGGAGCCAUCUUCCUCAACAGGGCAGCUAUGAAAAUGGCAAAUAUCAACUAUUGCUUUGACUAUAUGUUCACCAACCCAAAAGAUUCACAAGGGCGACCUCUGACAAAAGACCGCGAGGGUGAGCUUCUGUACUUUGGUGACAUCUGUGCGGGUCCUGGAGGCUUUUCAGAAUACGUGCUGUGGAAGAGAGGCUGGCAUGCAAAGGGCUUCGGUAUGACACUAAAAGGACCCUGUGACUUUAAGCUGGAAGAUUUCUUUGCUGCGCCCAGUGAGCUUUUUGAGCCUUACUAUGGGGAGGGAGGUGUGGAAGGGGACGGGGACAUCACUCGCCCGGAAAAUGUGACCGCGUUCCGAAACUUUGUGUUGGAGAAUACGGAGAGAAGAGGUCUGCACUUUCUCAUGGCAGAUGGGGGUUUUUCUGUGGAGGGUCAAGAGAACAUCCAAGAGAUUUUGAGCAAACAGCUGCUGCUGUGUCAGUUCCUUACAGCAUUGUCUACACUAAGGACAGGUGGCCAUUUUGUGUGUAAGACAUUUGACCUCUUCACUCCCUUCAGCGUGGGCUUGGUCUACCUGCUCUACCUCUGCUUUGACAGGAUCUCACUAUUCAAACCGGUUACUAGUAGACCUGCCAACUCUGAGAGGUACAUUGUGUGUCGCGGUCUAAAGCCCGGAUCAGAUGCUGUCAGAGAGUACAUGUUCAAAGUCAACCUCAGACUCAACCAGCUCAAGAACAAAGACUCGGACGUCAUAGAAGUAGUUCCUCCACACAUCAUGAAGGAAGACACAGACUUCUACCAGUUCAUGGUCAACUCCAACGAGAGCCUCUGUGCAGUCCAAAUCAAAGCUCUGGCGAAGAUCCACGCUUAUGUUAAUGACUCUAACCUUUCAGAGUCGAGACAAGCAGACAUCAGGAAAGAAUGCCUGAAGCUCUGGGGGGUUCCUGACAAAGCCAGAGUCACGCCGGCAUCCUCAGACCCAAAGUUUAAAUUCUACGAAUUAAUUAAGAAUUCAGACGUGGAGGUGUUCCAGUGUAAGGUCACACCACUCAAAUCCACCACACUAGAGAAGAUGCGCCACAUCCUGGACCACCGUUGCAUUGUGGGAGGUGGUGAGCAGAUCUUCCUUCUAGCACUUGGGAAGUCUCAGAUAUACACAUGGGACGGAAAGAUGCCUCUGCGCUGGAAGAAACUGGAAAAUUUCAAGCUCGAGCUGCCAAGAGAUACACUUCUAAGUGUGGAGAUCGUCCAAGAGCUGAAGGGCGAGGGGAAAGCUCAGCGGAGAAUCAACGCCGUGCACGUGAUGGACGCACUGAUACUGAACGGCACUGAUGUACGAGAUCAGCACUUCAACCAAAGGAUCCAGAUGGCUGAGAAGUUUGUGAAGGCUGUUUCCAAACCCAGCCGACCAGACAUGAAUCCAAUCAGGGUGAAGGAGGUGUACAGGCUGGAGGAAAUGGACAAAAUCUUUGUCAGACUGGAGAUGAAGAUGACAAAGAGUUCUGGGAGAGAUCCUCGUCUGUCCUACACCGGCAGAGACGACCGGCACUUCCUGCCCACAGGCCUCUACAUCAUCAAAACCGUCAACGAGCCGUGGACUAUGGCCUACAGCAAGAACUCCAAGAGGAAGUUCUUCUUCAAUAAAAUGACCAAUCAGUCGUUUUAUGAAAUGCCACCCAACUCCGCUGCCUCGUUCCAGGUGUGUCACUCUGAGAGACUCUUCUGGGCCUGGGUGGAGGGGGUGAUAGUUCACGAUUCUCAGACACGAAUGGAUCCAGAGAAACUGUCCAAGGAUGAUGUGCUCUCCUUCAUCCAUCAGAACUACCAGAUCUGAAAGGCUCCGCCCACUGCACGCUCUGCACAGGAAGCACCAGGUUCUGAGCAGCACAGUGGGGGCUUGAAUCCACUCCAUCUGCAGCGUUUCUAUGUGCAUGUUGAUUAGUCUCAGUCGCGUGUGCUUGUGGAACUUUUGAUCCUCACCUUUUAAACGCUUUGGGUCAUUUUUUGCCUGUAUAAAUGCUAAUGAUGCAGUUUUUGAAGGUAAGGAUCAAAAUAUUUUCCUGUUCCUGUGACCUAUUAAACCACAAGGUUUAUGGUUGUAAUUCUGGAAACAGCGGGUAUAAUUACAACAGCGCCCUCUGCUGGACUUCCAACCUCCACGGUGGAGAAAAAUAAAUAAAUAAAACUUGUAAAGCUCAAAUUGGACAUUUUGUAAAUCAGUUUUGCUCUCUCUCUCUCUCUCUCUCUCUCUCUCUCUCUCUCUCUCUCUCUCUCUCUCUCUCUCUCUCUCUCUCUCUCUCUCUCUCUCUUUCUCUUGUCCAGUUAAAAGUUGAGGAACUGCUCUACAACAGUUUUCAUAAGCUGAUGGACUUUUUUCCCGUCUGUCUUCUGUCUUUUUAUUUUUUAAGCAUCUUUGGGUGCAUAAAUGAGACUCAUUACGUGGGGACAGUACCGAGACUGAAGCUCGUGCUGUCAUCUUCAUACGGGAUUGCAUGUCUCUCUACAUUUCUGCAUUGUCCACAAGGUGCUUAUUUCCUUUGUGCAAACGGCAUGAACAGCUGUUAGUGCUCGAUGCAGAUAAACUAUGCACCCGUCAGUUGUUUUUUUUCUUCUACUACACGUGAUUUUAGUGUAGCUGUCAGCGGCCUCCUCACAGCAGCAGUUGGGUUUUAAUUGUUUCCUCUAAACCUAGAUGUAGCGUGUUCUUGCUAUGUCAGCGAUGUGUUGGUGCUGAGCGUCAGAGGUGUUUGGUUUUUAUUAAGGUGGCUCUGCACAUGCGCCUCUUUGUGGUUGUACCUCAUAGCUGUGAGCGAACACUAAGUUGGCUGUUACUGUUGUAAAUAAUGAGGCUGUAAAUAAAUGGGACUUGCACUUCCCAAAAGUAA